AUGGAAUGGCUAUCAACGUCAACUGUGAUAGAAAGAGCAAAAGAGGAACUGGAAAUUUUGGAAACUAACCAUCCCAAUGGCUUUCACUAUUUAAAGUCGGAGCUCAAGAUUUUCAUUUCUAGUUUCGACUCUCACAACUUCCCUCCUCCAUGUAAUACUGCUCCUCUGCCUACUACUUCCUCUGCUCUCACUCAAGAGUCAUCAACCAGCAAAAAGAGAAAGGCAAACAGGCUGACGAGCAAUGAGGAUACUGAUGAAACGGCUAUGCCGAAGAUUCGGAAGGUACCUGCAUUAGGUUUUUUUUUUCUUGAUCCCGAGGUUCGAGAAACUGGAUCGAGUCUCCUCAAGGAUAUCAAAAUUUGGCACGGAGCUGUCUCCCAGCUCCGUGAUGCAUGA
This is a messenger RNA of Fraxinus pennsylvanica, 396 nucleotides long. Lineage: Eukaryota; Viridiplantae; Streptophyta; Magnoliopsida; Lamiales; Oleaceae. The record is from the annotation of a GenBank genome assembly.